Messenger RNA from Micropterus dolomieu (smallmouth bass), 5340 nucleotides. RefSeq names its product vitellogenin-like. Gene Ontology annotation, biological process: lipid transport. The record is from RefSeq and is a predicted model, not a curated record. Gene Ontology annotation, molecular function: lipid carrier activity. NCBI's taxonomy places the organism in Eukaryota, Metazoa, Chordata, Actinopteri, Centrarchiformes, Centrarchidae.
AUGAGAGCGGUUGUGCUUGUCCUGACUCUGGCCCUUGUGGCUGGUCAAUCCCAUGACUUUGCUCCUGAUUUUGCUGCCGGUAAGACUUAUGUGUACAAGUAUGAGGCAUUGCUCCUGGGCGGUCUGCCGGAGGAAGGUUUGGCAAAAGCCGGGCUCAAAGUCAGCAGCAAAGUUUUAAUCAGUGCUGUAACCCAAAAUGUAUACAUGCUGAAGCUUGUGGACCCUGAGCUCUAUGAGUACAGUGGCAUAUGGCCUAGGGAUCCUUUAAAACCAGCAACCAAGCUAACUUCAGCCCUGGCAGCACAGUUCAUGAUUCCCAUCAAGUUUGAGUAUGACAAUGGUGUUGUGGGAAAAAUGUUCGCCCCUGAGGAAAUGUCAACAACAGUGAUGAACGUAUUCAGAGGUAUCCUGAAUAUCCUUCAGCUCAACAUCAAGAAGACACAGAACAUCUACGAGUUACAGGAGGCCGGAGCUCAGGGUGUGUGCAAGACCUUCUAUGCCCUCACUGAAGACGAAAAGGCUGAUCGCAUCCUUUUGACAAAGACCAGGGAUCUGAACAAUUGUCAGGAGAGGAUCAUGAAGGACAUAGGAACGGCAUACACUGAGAAAUGUGCAAAGUGCCAGCAGAAUUCAAAGAACCUGAGAGGAGCUACUGCAUACAGCUACAUCUUGAAGCCAGUUGCUAGUGGAAUCAUGAUCCUGGAGGCAGCUGUCAAUGAGUUGAUUCAGUUCUCACCUUUCUCUGAGAGGAAUGGAGCUGCUCAGAUGCAGACCAAGCAAUCGCUGGUCUUCCUUGAGAUUCAGAAAGCCCCUAUUGAACCCAUGGAGGCUCAGUAUCUUCACCGUGGAUCUCUAAAGUAUGAGUUUUCCACUGAGCUUCUUCAGACACCCAUUCAGCUCAUCAGGAUCAACAAUGCACAGGCCCAGAUUGUGGAGAUUCUGAAUCAUCUGGUAGCCAACAACAUGGAGAGAGUCCACGAGGAUGCCCCUCUGAAGUUUUUGGAACUCAUUCAGGUCGCCCGUGCAGCCAGCUCUGAAGACUUGGAAAUGCUCUGGAGCCAAUACAGAACCAAACCUGCCUAUAGACAGUGGCUCUUGGAUACAGUCCCUGCCAUUGGAACUCCUGUUGCUCUAAGAUUCAUCAGGGAGAAAUUCCUGAACGAUGACCUGUCUGUUGCUGAAGCGGCUCAGGCCUUAAUUGCAUCUAUUAACAUGGUGACAGCAGACACUGAGGCCAUCAGGCAGGUUGAGGCCCUGGCAGCUGACAGCAAAAUAGUGGAAAGCCCAGUUCUGCGCGAGAUCGUCCUCCUUGGCUAUGGUACCAUGGUUUCAAAACACUGUGUUGAGAAGGCCGUCUGCCCUGCUGAACUUAUAAAGCCCAUCCAGGAUCUCCUUGCAGAGGCUGUCGCUAAAGAUAAUGUCCAGGAUAUCAUCAUGAUCCUCAAGGUUUUGGGUAACGCUGGCCAUCCCGCUAGCCUUAAGCCGAUCACAAAGAUCCUGCCCAUACAUGGCACUGCAGCUGCAUCUCUGCCCAUGCGGGUCCAUGUUGGCGCCAUCAUGGCCUUGAGGAACAUUGCAAAGAAGGAACCCAGAAUGAUCCAGGAAUUGGCUCUUCAACUUUACAUGGACAAGUCUCUUCACCCAGAGCUUCGUAUGCUUGCAUGCAUUGUGCUGUUUGAGACAAGGCCUGCAAUUGGUUUGGUGACAUCUCUUGCCAACAUUGUGAAGACAGAGGAGAAUCUGCAGGUAGCAAGCUUCACUUAUACUCACAUGAAGUCCCUGACCAGGAGCACCGCCGUUAUCCAUGCCUCAGUUGCUGCAGCUUGCAAUGUCGCUAUCAAAAUUUUGAGCCCAAGGCUGGACAGACCAAGCUUACGUUUCAGCAAAGCCUUCUACAUGGACAUCUAUAACAGUCCCUUGAUGCUUGGUGCUGCUGCCAGCGCUUUCUACAUCAAUGAUGCUGCCACCAUUCUGCCCAGAUCUCUUGUGGCUAAGACCAGUGCCUACUUUGCUGGAGCUGCUGCUGAUGUUCUAGAGGUUGGAGUAAGGACUGAAGGACUUCAAGAGGCUCUUCUGAAAAACCCUGCAAUUAUUGACGAUGCUGACAGGAUGACCAAGAUGAAACGUGUCAUUAAGGCUCUCUCUGAGUGGAGGUCUCAACCUACCAGCACACCACUGGCCUCUGCUUAUGUCAAACUCUUCGGACAAGAAAUUGCCUUCGCCAACGCUGACAAAGUCUGGAUCGACCAGGCCAUUGCGCUCAUCACUGGACCCUCUGCUCAGGCAUUAGGUAACAAUGCCGUCAAGGCUCUGCUGUCUGGGGUUUCCUUCCACUUAGCUAAGUCUCUGCUGGCCUCUGAGGUGAGGCGUAUCCUGCCUACUGCUGCCGGUCUUCCAAUGGAGCUCAGUCUGUACACUGCUGCUGUGGCUGCUGCAGAUGUUCAAGUCAAAGCCACCGCAACACCAGCUUUGCCAGAAAACUUCCAUCUUGCUCACCUUCUGAAGUCAGACAUUCAAAUUGAGAGUGACAUCAGACCAAGUGUUGCUGUGAAUACAUUUGCUGUGAUGGGAGUAAACACCGCCAUAGUCCAGGCUGCUGUGUUAGCAAGAGCUAAAUUCAACUCCGUUAUGCCAGCCAAAAUCGCUGCAAGACUUCACAUCAGUGAGGGCCACUUUAGGAUCGAAGCUCUGCCUGUUUCUGUGCCUGAACACGUUGCAGCUGUGCAGGUUGAGACUUUUGCUGUGGUAAGAAAUAUUGAGGAUCUUGCUGGUGCAAGAAUGACUCCCAUGAUCCCUGCCAAAGUCUUGGAGCACGUCUCACGUGAGACUGCGUCAUCUGCUGCUAGUUCAUCAAUAUCCUCAGAGAUCACUCACCAAGAUGCAGCAGCUGCCAGGCCCAUUAUACAACGCAGAGUAGCUAAAUUUGAGAAGAAGUUCUGUGCUAAAGCUGUUGCCAUUGGAGUUAGGGGUUGUUUCAUGGUUACCACUGAAAACGCUAAUUUCAUCAGGGACAUUGCACUGUACAAACUGGCUGGAAGGCACUCUGUUGCUCUUUCUAUCAAACAAAUUGAAGAUGAUGCCAUUGAAAGACUCCAGGUGGAGGUUCAAGUUGGACCAAAGGCUGCAGAGAAGCUCAUCAAACAGAUUAACCUAAACGAAGAAGUUGUUGAGGGAAGACCAGUCUUGAUGAAGCUCAAGAAAAUCCUGGCUCCUCGUUUGAAGAAUGCCACCUCCUCCUCCUCCUCCUCUAGCUCAAGACAGAGUUCCAGUUCCUCUUCUGCCUCUUCCAGCUCCUCGUCUUCCUCUUCCAAAUCCUCUUCUGCCUCUUCCCGCUCCAGCUCUGCAUCUAACCUUGAGUUGCUCUUCAGAGCUAGCUCUAGCUCUGAAGAGCAACUCAAUUUGCUCUUCAGAGCUAGCUCAAGUUCCUCUAGCCUACUCUUGCUCUUCAGAGCUAGCUCAAGUUCCUCUAGCUCUACUGCUCGUCAGCAAGUGCUUCAUAGCCCCAGGUUCCAGAAGAACAAUAGGAAGCAGCCUCACACCUCUCGAGCCACCGCAACAGCCGUUUCCAGAAGCAGAAGCAGUGACUCAAGCUUUGAAGCCAUCUACAGAAAGAACAUAUUCCUUGGCAAUGAAGUUGACCCUAACAUUGCCAUCAUCUUCAGCGCUAUCAGAGCUGACAAAAAGAUGCAGGGAUACCAAAUGGGAGUCUACUUGGACAAAGCGACUGCCAGACUUCAGAUUAUAAUGGCUGCCUUGGCCGCCGAUGACAACUGGAAGUUAUGCGCUGAUGGAGUUCUGCUUAGCAUGCAAAAAGUCACAGCUAAAGUCGCCUGGGGAGCAGAAUGUAAGCAGUACGACACCAUGAUCACAGCCGAGACUGGUCUUGUUGGUCCGAGCCCUGCAGCUCGCCUCAAAGUGACCUGGGAUAAAGUACCCUCUUCCUUCAGACGCUAUGCACACAGGGCGUAUAACUACAUUCCUGCUUCCGUGAUGGCUGGCUUGAUUAAAGGAAAGGAUGAAAACAGAGCCAAGCAGCUUUCACUUACAGUGGUUGCCAUAUCGGACAGGACCCUUGACGUCAUUUUGAAAAUUCCAGUAAAUACUGUGUAUAAGAUGGCUUUGCAUCUUCCCAUUGCUCUGCCACUUGAUGGAAUCACAGGUCUCACCCCCUUCGAUGACAUUGCUGAUAAAGUCCAUUACUUGUUUGCAAAGGCUGGCGCAGCUGAAUGUAGCUUCAACAAAAACAUACUGACCACAUUCAACGGCAGGAAAUACAAGAACGAGAUGCCGUUGUCUUGCUACCAAGUUCUGGCACAGGAUUGCACAGAUGAGCUGAAAUUCAUGGUUCUGCUGAAGAAGGAUCACAUUGAACAAAACCAAAUCAAUGUGAAACUUGCUAAUAUAGAUAUUGAUCUGUACCCGAAGAAUAGUGACGUGAUGGUGAAAGUCAAUGGAAUGGACAUACCCAUCAACAACCUGCCAUACCAGCACCCCACAGCUAACAUCCAGAUCAGGCAAAAUGGUGCAGGCAUCUCUGUGUACGCUCCCAGCCAUGGUCUUGUUGAGGUCUACUUAGACAGGAACUCAUUUAUGGUUAAAGUUGUGGACUGGAUGAAGGGACAGACCUGUGGACUCUGUGGAAGGGCUGAUGGGGAAUUCAGACAGGAGUACCGCACACCCAACGGACGAGUGACCAAGAGUGCAGUCAGCUACGCUCAUUCCUGGGUUCUGCCAGCUGAGAGCUGCAGGGACUCCACUGAGUGCCGUAUGAAGCAUGAAACUGUGAAACUGGAGAAGCAGGUUAACGUCCAUGGCCAGGACUCCAAAUGCUACUCUGUCGAGCCUGUGCUGCGCUGCCUGCCCGGCUGCUUCCCUGUGAAGACCACCUCCGUCACUGUUGGCUUCCACUGCCUGCCUGCUGGUUCUGCCCUGAAUCGCCUCAACAGUCAGAGCAGCACCUACGAUAACAGCGUGGACAUGAGGGACGCAGCAGAAGCCCACCUAGCCUGCAGCUGCACCACUCAGUGCGCUUAAUGACACUCACAUCAUGUGUACAUGUUGAACGUAAUUUUGAAUACAAACAAAUUCAUAAAGUUAUUUUCAAUUAUGGCAACUUCAUAAAGCAUUACUUAAAGGAAAAACGCACAACAUUAUGAUAAAUAUCCCUCCAUCCUGAGCUUGGCUGAAUUUUGGUGAUGUGAGAAUGGUCAGACCACAUUAUAAUAAUGUUGAGAUGUUGCUUUUGUGAACAACUGAAACUGUUGCUUUUUGCUUUUAAUGUAACUGUUUUAUACCAUUAUUGCUAAAUAAAUAAAAAUGUCAAUGUUGCAAAGAAUUCAA